Messenger RNA from Cyanistes caeruleus (blue tit), 1948 nucleotides. The record is from RefSeq and is a predicted model, not a curated record. Lineage: Eukaryota; Metazoa; Chordata; Aves; Passeriformes; Paridae.
UCUGUGCCCACAGGACUGCCAGCUGCCCUCCCUGCCCUGCCUCUGGAACUCACUGUCCUUUACAACUCCCUGCUUUUCACUGUGGGAGCAUCUGUCUCUGCCAUCAAAGGAGAAGCAGAAGGAAUACGCCAGGGGCUCCUCAGGGUUCUGGAGGCUUGUGGGGCCUGUGGACAGGAUCUUGGCACAGAGGAGCUGUGGGAAAAGGUGCUACAGGAGGUAACCAUAGAGGAGCUGCAGGCACCUCUGCACCGCCUCGGGGCCCUGCAAGCAGCCUGGUGGCUGGCAGCCAGCCAGCUGAGAAGUGUUGCUGGCCUCUUCCAUCUCCUGAGCACUGCUGAGGACCCAGAAAGAGCUCACUGCAAUGAGGGGCAGAAUGAACUCCUCUCCAUGAUCAAGGCAUGGCGGGUCCCUCCUGAGGAGACCUCCCUACCCCUUGUACAGAGUGCCAAGGACUUGAAGGAGAUCCUCUGGACUGCAGCAGCCUUCCUGCAAGGGCUGCAGGAGCUGGAGGCUGGGAACUUCUCCACUGCCCUUUCCCUCCUUCAGGAAGCUGCUGGAGGAUUCUGCUCCAAGAAGAUACUGGCACAGAUCUACACCUGUCUUGGCUGCUGUGCUCAGCGAAUGGGCAAGCCUCAGACAGCCCUUCAGCACCUGAAACGGGCCCUCCAGGUAGAUUUCCAGUGCCUUCCUGCCCUGUCCCACGUGGCAGCAGUGUACCAUGAACUGGGAGAGACCAAUGCGGAGCUGCAGGCCCUGACCCUGCUCUACAAGGCUCUGGGAAAAAACCCUCCAGCAGCUGCUUCCUCUAGUCCCUGUUUCCUAAUGCGAACGGAGCUGCUUGUCCACACGCCAGUACUCACUUCUCUCCUUCGCCAGCACCACCCCUCUGAAGUGAAGUACCUUCUAGCACAGCGGUGUCUCCAGGAUGGGAGGGUGGCUGAUGCAGUGGAACAUUACCUGGAUUUUCUGUCUCUCCUUCAGGAGGGGCUGCAGCAGCAGGUGCCCCUGGAUGGUAGCUCAGCUCUGCCCAGAAUCCCAGUGGUGUUCCUGGAAGCAGCAUCUGCCUUGGAGCAAGCUGGGAGGCACCAGGAUGCCAUAACUGUGUGUGAGGAAGUCAUCAGACAGACAACUGACCACAUUCCACGUGUGUUACGAGUGGAGGAGACUCUGCAGCACCCAGAGUGCUCAUUGCCAGGGGCAGAACUGGCAGGUGCACUCCUGUCCCAAAAGGAGAGCCUGUGCUGUCUUGCCUGGAGAGCAGCUGGAUACCUGCACCAAGGCUGGGCAUGGGCCAAGCUAGGCGAGAGCAAGGAAGCUAUAACACAGUUCAGCAGGUGCCUCAGUGAUAUCCUGCGUGUCCAGCUUCAUGGAUCUGGCAUCAGACAGACAGAGAAUCUCCAGCCAGAAGUGGCGGUGCUCCAGAAAAUCAGGUUGCUCUCUCUUAUUGGGCGAGGUACACAGUUCCUGGAGCUGGGGAGGCACAAAGAAGCCCUGUUGGAUUUCCAGCACAGUUUGCAGAUCUCACCAGGUGACCCAGGUGCUGCCUCCUACCUGGUGCAGGCCUUGUGGAAGCUGAACCGAAAGCAGGAGGCAGCUGCUCAGUGGCAGAAGUUCUCCCAGAGCUCCUCUGGACAGGAUGGGCAGCAGCAAGGGCAGGGAAGGCCCCUCCCUUUGUACUUGGUUUCAUGUCUGGAGCAGGCGAUGUUCCCUCACAGUGAACCUCUUGCCAGAAGCAUACAGGAUUACCUCAGGGCAGCAGCCCAGGACACCUCAAGCUGACCUGGUCAUGCCCACCAUAUCCAUCUGCUUAGGUCUCCCUGCACUUGGCUGGCACAAGGCCUUUAAGGACUCUUUCAAGACUCUGAAUUACUCUGUGAUGAAACUGGAUUCCCAAAGGACUGAAACAGAAUAGAUCUCCUUUUGUAAUAAAAAACUCAAGCUCUGCUUA